AUGGAGAAUAACGCCGCCAACGUUGGAUUAGCAGCCGUGGUUUGCGCUGGAGACGGUCCCCCCCGGGAGAACAAUUUGUGGAGACCGUGGGACAAAACUGAGGGCAAAGCCGCUCAACAGACGGCUCGUUCUGUGCAUGGAGAGAUUUCCAGUGUACGGCCCAAGAUCCAACAAGUCAUCCAUCCAGUCAAGUUGUUCUGGCCAAAGUCGAGAUGUUUUGACUAUCUGUACCGGGAUGCAGAAACGCUCCUGAGAAACUACCCAGUCCAAGCGACCAUCUGCCCCUACCAAGACACCAGCAGCGAUGAAGAAGACGAGGAGGAGGAGGAGGAGGAGGAGGUUGGGGGAAAGGAGCAGAAUUAAAGGCGGACAUUUGAAGAAAAUAAGCUGUUAGCAUGAUAUGAUAUUUAUGUUUCAUUUAAGUUAUUCUUGUACAUACAUGCACAUAGACUUUCAUUUCUAUAACUAACAAACAUGUAUAUAACUAAGUUAUUCAUCAAACGUUCUCUUUGGUAUUUUG
Fundulus heteroclitus (mummichog) is the source of this 520-nucleotide messenger RNA. RefSeq names its product protein ripply2. Gene Ontology annotation, biological process: embryonic pattern specification; negative regulation of transcription by RNA polymerase II. The transcript is spliced from 3 exons. The coding region runs from base 1 to 363 and encodes 120 amino acids. Gene Ontology annotation, cellular component: nucleus. The record is from RefSeq and is a predicted model, not a curated record. Lineage: Eukaryota; Metazoa; Chordata; Actinopteri; Cyprinodontiformes; Fundulidae.